ACAACAUAUUAUCCGGUCGCCGAAGACGACAACGACGACAUUAUUUUCCGAUCCGAUUCGCCGGUUCAAACUGUACCAUUCUCCGAUCCGAUUCGGCGAUACAAACUCUGUCAAUCAAUCGGAACGGCGAUGGGUAUUUGCAGCUCUUGUGAAUCCACAUCUGUGGCCACAGCGAAGCUGAUCCUACAAGACGGUCGAUUACAAGAAUACUCGUACCCAGUGAAGGUCUCGUACGUUUUGCAGAAGAACCCAUCGUCGUUCAUCUGCGAUUCCGACGAGAUGGACUUCGACGACGUCGUGUCGGCGAUAAGCGACGACGAGGAGCUCCAACCGGGUCAGCUCUAUUUCGCCCUGCCGUUGAGCCGCUUGAAGGAGCCGCUCCGGUCGGAGGAAAUGGCGGCGCUGGCCGUCAAGGCCAGCUCCGCAUUGAUGAAGAGCGGCCGCGAUAAAUGCGGGUGUCGCCGGAAAUAUAUUUCGUCGGCGUUGUUGUCCGGGGGUGAGAAGGGUGCCAAGCCGUCGCGCAGGGUGGCCGACGGCGGCGGCGUUGGGGACGGUGGGUUGAGAAAAGGCGGUGGGAGAAGACGAAACUUUACGGCCAAGUUGAGUGCGAUACAAGAGUAGGGCCGUAGGGGCGAGAGAGUGAAAAAGAAUGUUGGAAGUGGGGCAUUUGUGUAAAUAUUGUAAUGAGUUGAGGCUACUCUCUUUUCUUUUUUUAUUCAAUUGUUUUUUUUUAGAGCUGUUUUUCUUAGUUUCUUAGUGGGUGAUUAGUACAGUAAUUACUGAUUACCGGUUACUGAUUGGCAAUGGGCGUUCAAAAUUUUGGGUCAACCAUCUAAGGGGUCAACUUACCAAUUUUACCCUUUGAUGCUUUGUGAUAUAUUUUAAUAAGAUACAAAAGUUUUAAAAUA
Cornus florida is the source of this 908-nucleotide messenger RNA. RefSeq lists its product as uncharacterized. The record is from RefSeq and is a predicted model, not a curated record. The coding region runs from base 130 to 621 and encodes 163 amino acids. NCBI's taxonomy places the organism in Eukaryota, Viridiplantae, Streptophyta, Magnoliopsida, Cornales, Cornaceae. The transcript has a single exon.